CACACACACACAUACCGAUCGACAUCGCGCCGUUUUUAUCUGCCUCACCAGCUCCGGUUUCCCCCACGUUCAGCCUUUCCCCCCGUCAACUGCCGCCAUGUUUUUUUGAGGCAGAAUGACAGCAGAGAGCGAGCGCAGACGAAGACGGAUAUAAGACUGAAAAACCGUCGAAUUACGGCGUUUUUUUCGACCAGGCGACGGCCUAUUUUUUAUUGCGGACUCGUGAGGAACUCAUUUGUCGGUAUAUUUGCAAAAACCAAGGGCUGAAUUCUAGCAUUAUUUUGUUUUUCUAUGGCGUAGGCACAUUUUUCCUAAUAUAUAUCCUUUUAUUUCAGGAUGGGAGGGGGUCCUCCCACAUAAAUAGAAAAUCCAGAAAUUAUUCUUUUCUCCGUUUUGAAGUUUAUGCCAUGAAAAAGCAAGAAGUCAGAAGCCUGACUGAAGAACAACCUAUUCCUGCCUGCGCUUAACUACCUCGACCAGCGAACCUACAGGAAUAACCAGACGAGUGAUCUCUGCAUGAGCAACUGCUCUACCACAAGUCACCUGCUGUCAAAACUUUGUUUCUUAAGCAAACUAAAGGAAGAAAAACAACUUUUAAUCUAAAGCGAAGAUCCGACAGAAAACGUUUCAAAGAUGACGGGCAACAUCCCAGUUGACAUGAUCAACUUGAGGCUCAUCUUGGUGAGUGGAAAAACAAAAGAGUUCCUGUUCUCGCCAAACGACUCCGCGGCCGACAUCGCGAAGCAUGUGUAUGACAACUGGCCAAUGGAUUGGGAAGAGGAGCAAGUGAGCAGUCCGAACAUCCUGCGCCUAAUCUACCAAGGUCGAUUCCUACACGGCAAUGUGACGCUAGGAGCUUUAAAACUGCCUCUUGGAAAAACCACAGUGAUGCAUUUAGUUGCCAGAGAGACGCUGCCCGAGCCAAAUUCCCAAGGUCAAAGGAACCGGGAAAAGACUGGAGAGAGCAACUGUUGUGUGAUCCUGUAAAUACAUCCCAUCAUCCCUCAGAACGAGUGUGUCCCGUCACCCUUCGCCCAUGCUGCUUAAACAAAACUAAUCACAUCUGACUCCCACAAGCACCUGACCAGAACAAGAGCUUCACCUGGAAAGGAAAAAAAGAUCACCCGAGACACGGAUCAGAGAACAUUUCGGCUUCGCACAGCCCAUAUUUAAGCCAAAAGAUGUGAAAAAAUCAGAUAAUAAAAUGCGCCCCACCUUCACACACACACAUUUCCACCCUUUCUAACACCUUCGCGUGCAUCCAUGAGACCUGUAACUCAUUCAAAAACACACACACACACACACACACACACUCCUCCCCUUCUGCCAGUUUGCACACGGAGGAGGCCCUCGUUUCUCUGUUUUUUAUUGCACAUAGUAAUUGAAUGAUUCAGUGAGGAAAAAGAGACUUGUUCGCCUCAGCCGAGGUGAUUCUUCCUCUCAGGAGGGAGAAGUGUGAGGGGGGAAAUUAAUUUACACAGGGUCUGACGAACUUUUCACAUCUAUCGACGCGCCACACGCUCACCCGGCUCGGCUCGGAUCUGGCGCGGAGGCGGAAAGGCACGCCGUCACCUACGUCUGAAAGAAUAGCACACGCUUCACCGACGGAUUAAACCUAAGCUACAGUCGCCCUCCCGGACUGUUCUCGACAAAUGCUAACCGCCACACAGUCUGUUGAUUUCAGCGCAGGAGAACAAGUAUUGAUGUGCCUGAUGAACGUAGAAAUGUACGUUUCCAUGCGUUUAAAUGCCCCAUUCUGGUUUUGGAGGUCCAGUUCCUGUACGGCGGUGUGUUUCAAGCACAGUCGGGACUUUGCGGGAAGGCCGAUCUCCAGAAGUUGGUUCGAUUCACUCGUGGAAAGUCUGAAAUAUGCGUAACGAGUACCAGUAACAUUUGCGACUGUGUUUUGACAGUCAACCAGUGUUGCGUCUGCCCUCUUUAGAUAGAUCUGAGCUGCUCUCUUUCAGGAAGGGUAAUGAGAUUUAUCCCUUUAUUUUCUAAGUGUAGUGGUGUAAAUUAAUGCUUGCGUUUGGAGCCAGAAGAGAACUAUGGAAUGAAGUUUGGCUUGGUUUCUAUUUCCCCUUCCUUGUUAGAUAUAAAAUUUGUUUGCACAACAGAAACAUGAGCGGUUUCGUUUCUAAAUCUGUGUAAUUUUUUUUCUUUUUCCCCUGCUCCCUUUUUAAUAUUUUUCCAAAUGGGAAUUGUAUUCGAAGGUUACAUAUGUGUAGAGUAUAUUUAAUAUGAAUCUUAUAGAGAACAUAACUAUAGAUUGUUGAUAUAUAUUGGUGUCUAGUGUAUGAUAGUCUAAAAACAGUUAGCACAUUAGCAUUUGGAGCAGUGAGACGCUGACGAUUUCAUGUACUUUAACAGCAGCAAAUCCCUCUCUAAUGGCUGAAGAAAUUACUGUUUCCUUCUUUUUCAAAUGUUUAUAAUUUGAUACGUUUUUCUUCCUUUUUCUUUUUAUGUGGUCUUUGCUUUCUGCUUUUUAACACCGCACUAGGUCUGAAAAAUAUUGGUCCUUAUCAGGGUUGAAAUCUGUACAGAGCUGAAGUUUUUAAAAAGAUAAUUGUAAAUAAACUAAUGCUUCUCAUUCUCUAAACUACAAAUGGAAAUACAUCUAUAAACUGAAUAAAGAAUCCAGAAUAUUGAA
Messenger RNA from Labeo rohita (rohu), 2650 nucleotides. RefSeq names its product ubiquitin-like 3a (gene ubl3a). The transcript has 5 exons. Gene Ontology annotation, molecular function: protein binding. The record is from RefSeq and is a predicted model, not a curated record. Lineage: Eukaryota; Metazoa; Chordata; Actinopteri; Cypriniformes; Cyprinidae. Bases 634 to 987 code for a protein of 117 amino acids.